AUGAUGGGAGCGAAUGCUGCACAGGUGAAGAAGAAAGAAUGGAUUAAGGACACGCAAGAAGGACAGGAGGGGAAAAGAGGUACUGCACGGAGCUGUAAGAGCGGGGUUUGGGGUUCUCCUACAUGCUUCACGUUAUUAAAACACACAGCGUCGGAGACUACUUUUAAAGGAUUUCCACCAAAAGGGCAGAGGCAGCUGCAGCUCUGGAUCCGCCAGAGGAAGGCUCCUGCCCGCAGACGGGGCGCUGAGGACCCCCCCGGAGCCGGUGCCCGGGUGUCGCCGCGGGCCCCCGGCGCUCCCCUGCCCCUUCCCUCCCGCAGGUACAUGGGGGCCGUGGGCUCGUCGCGGGUGAUGUGCGACAACGUGCCGGGCCUGGUGAGUAGUCGGGAAUCUGCUUUUGUACAUGCCAUCUCCUCUGCUGGGGUUGUUUUUGCCAUCACCAGGGCAUGUAGCCAAGGGGAGCUGAAAUCCUGCUCCUGCGAUCCCAAGAAGAAAGGCUCUGCCAAGGACAGCAAGGGCCAUUUUGACUGGGGUGGCUGCAGCGAUAACAUCGACUACGGCGUUAAAUUUGCCAGAGCCUUCGUGGAUGCCAAAGAACGGAAAGGAAAAGAUGCAAGAGCGCUGAUGAACCUUCACAACAACAGAGCUGGAAGGAAGGCCGUGAAGCGGUUUUUGAAACAGGAGUGCAAAUGUCACGGUGUGAGUGGAUCAUGCACUCUAAGGACCUGUUGGCUGGCCAUGGCAGACUUUAGGAAAACAGGAGAUUAUCUGUGGAAGAAAUACAAUGGAGCGAUUCAGGUGGUCAUGAAUCAAGAUGGCACGGGUUUCACUGUGGCUAAUAAGAGAUUUAAGAAGCCAACUAAGAAUGACCUGGUAUACUUUGAGAGCUCUCCAGACUACUGUAUCAGGGACAGGGAUGUAGGGUCCCUCGGGACAGCUGGUCGGGUUUGUAACCAAACCUCCCGCGGCAUGGACAGCUGUGAAGUGAUGUGCUGCGGGAGAGGCUACGACACCUCCCGCGUCAGCAGGAUGACAAAAUGCGAGUGCAAAUUCCACUGGUGUUGUGCUGUGCGCUGCCAGGACUGCCUAGAAGUGGUAGAUAUUCACACCUGCAAAGCGCCAAAGAGCGCUGCCUGGAUCUCCCGGACAUGAUGCACAGGCUACUGAUGCUUGAGGACCACAGCCUUUGCCCUUCCUGGUCCAUGCAGGGAAUG
This is a messenger RNA of Pygoscelis adeliae (Adelie penguin), 1214 nucleotides long. RefSeq names its product wingless-type MMTV integration site family member 2 (gene WNT2). Gene Ontology annotation, biological process: canonical Wnt signaling pathway; cell fate commitment; multicellular organism development. The transcript is spliced from 5 exons. Lineage: Eukaryota; Metazoa; Chordata; Aves; Sphenisciformes; Spheniscidae. Gene Ontology annotation, cellular component: extracellular region. The coding region runs from base 1 to 1152 and encodes 383 amino acids. Gene Ontology annotation, molecular function: cytokine activity; frizzled binding. The record is from RefSeq and is a predicted model, not a curated record.